AUGCCACGUAAAGCUACCAAAAGUACUGGUGCGCCGGCUUCCAGGAGUUCCUCCAAACGUCCCGCACCGGAGGUUCCAGCAAGGCAGUCUAAAAGAGCACGGGCUACGAUUCGGAAAUCGUACGUCGAGCCUGAAAGCGACACGGAUAAUGAGGAUAGACCAAAGAAAGUUCAACUAUUCAACGGCGACUAUGACGAUGAUGAAGGGGUGGCCUCCGACUACGAGGAGCACAGCGACAAGGAUCCAUCGUCGGAAUCUGAGCCCGAUGAAACUGCCACUGACGAUGACGUCGAGAGCAAGCGGCCAACUCCGAGAGGGCGCACCACCAAGAACCUCCCUAUACACAAGAAGGCCGCCGAUGAGAAAGAGCUUUGGAGACCGGGAGCGAAACUGGCACCAGGAACGCAGCUGGUCAUCAAGAAGCCAAAGGCCCGAGAUGCAGGCGACACGCCAUAUUUGGAUCACACAAUCCACCCAAACACAAUGUUGUUCCUCAAGGACUUAGCAGCUAAUAACGACCGUCAAUGGUUGAAGCUCCAUGACCCUGAUUUUAGAGUUUCAUUUCAAGAUUUCACAACAUUCGCCGAGAAGGUAUCAGAUAAGAUUAUUGAAGCAGACGAGACCAUUCCCGAACUACCGGUCAAAGACGUGAUCUACCGUAUCUACAGAGGUGAGCUUGGAGCUUGA
Alternaria arborescens is the source of this 687-nucleotide messenger RNA. RefSeq lists its product as hypothetical. The record is from RefSeq and is a predicted model, not a curated record. The transcript has 3 exons. The coding region runs from base 1 to 687 and encodes 228 amino acids. NCBI's taxonomy places the organism in Eukaryota, Fungi, Ascomycota, Dothideomycetes, Pleosporales, Pleosporaceae.